This is a messenger RNA of Ooceraea biroi (clonal raider ant), 11078 nucleotides long. Its product is annotated as KICSTOR complex protein SZT2. NCBI's taxonomy places the organism in Eukaryota, Metazoa, Arthropoda, Insecta, Hymenoptera, Formicidae. The record is from RefSeq and is a predicted model, not a curated record. Gene Ontology annotation, cellular component: peroxisome.
CAAACUUUUAGUUCGAUAUUUCGACACACAUAAUUGAUUAUAUGAAUUGAUAAUCAAGCCGGUAUAUCGUCAACUCUCUUGUCCGACAAAUAUCAGUAUGUUUAGCUAUAGUUGGUAAUUAAAAUUUCUUCAGUUUGCUUUCCAUUAAAUGGUAAAUCUGCAAUUCAUCACGUCGAGAAGGAAACAGAAGGAGAGAACAGAACAAAGAGAGAGAAGUGAGAAACGCGCCACUUCCAAAUAUCGCAGAAUAUUCAAAAACAAUACUGCCUUCGGUCGCGCAUCAAAACACACCCACAGCUAACGGUAUUCGACUUUUGGCGCGCAAUUCUGUUUAUCGAUAUCGCACUCGUUAUUCGCGCUCGUUAUUCUUCCUGCGAUUUUGUUAGAUUUUUAUUCAACAUGUUAUGCGUGCAGAACGUGCGCAGCAAGGGCGCUUAUCGCGCGAGAUUUCUUUCAAUUCCGAUUGCAACGUAACGCAACAGGAACAACGUUCGCGACAACGCGCGAAGCUCUCGCAAGGUAUCACAGUUGGAAAUUCGCGAGCGAUUUCGAGCGAUCGCGUUUCACGGCGCACGCGGAUUCGACCCGUGCAUUUAAACACGCGGCGAAACGUCAUCGUGCGAACGGUCAUCAGGUUAUGUUACAUUAUGUUUAUCGCUUUACAAAUAUGUGCCAGCAGUACAAUAAAUAGACGACGGUGUGACCUUUGGCCGUUUCUGCGCAUAAACUACUCCCCUUUUCACGAUGAUAGCGAUGCACCGUAUUCACGUAGCAUCACAAUGAUUUCUUACUCGUGCAACGUGAUGAGGACGAUCUGCUGUUCAAGUUCAAUGAUUUUCACAACAAUGAUAGAUUGAUAGAACGCUCACGAGUGAAUUUCGUCAUGGCGAGUGCGAAAAUUGAGGAUAGAACUGUGCUAGAGGCAGAGACUGUCUUCUUAUUAAUGAAAAAGGGUUUUCCCAUUUCACGCAAUGUGAGGGCCCAGUGGUUGUUGGAACACUUGGACUCCUUGAUAAGCACGCAGUGCCCAAGUACAAAGACUAAAGAGGCACCAGAACUGGAGAUUGUGUCAGUACUGCCAAAAGAUAGGCCUAACACGUGGUCCAUAGAUACUAGCUACCAAUUUCUUUAUAAAGUUGUUUCAACAACCUCGGUUAUAUUUCUGGCACACAAAUACAGGAUGGUCUUUAGCUUAGAUUUAAGUCCCUCGCUUGCAACUGUUGAUGUACAAAAUGGAGAAAUUGUAAUCGAUGAGGUGUAUCUAGCAGUAAAGCGGUGUCUCGAGGGCAUAACCAGACCGUUUGUGAUACCAGGCAGCAAGCGUGUGAUGCAACCUGAGAUUUAUGUGACUGUGAUAGCUCAUACGCCGUUCUUUACAAGUCCGGCGCAGCAAGUACUAGUACAAGGAUGGUUGGUUACUAUGGACAACGUGAGCUCUCUCACGCAGUACAUAGAGAAACAGCUAUACCUGUUGGAGGAGAGAGUGGCGACCAUCACGGCCAUAGCUAAUCAGCAGCUGGAGAAUAUAAGGGCCGAGAGCGAGCGGCUGGUGGGUAGGCUCUUUGACGAGAGCAGCAAUUGUUUGAACAAGAAUAGUUGUAAUAUAUCUAUAGUCUCGCCGGAGGCCAGUUUCGUGAAUAUGUUAAGGUACGGGAUGCUGGCUCUGACGCUUUUACCUGAACACAGUUGCGCACAUAUGGUGAUAAUCACGGACGGCAUUGUUGGAAUCAAGAAUGCUCACACGUUGGACUCCAUCAUACAGCAGCUACGUGCGACCACUGUGGCAUGUAGCUUCUUGCACGUGGGUAGCAUGUACGAUCCGCACUGCGCGGUCGGUCUGGUGCCAUAUCAGGAUCUGCUGUACUUCAUCGCCGCGGCCACGCUCGGCAGUUACAUGUCUUUCAGUUCAUACACUAUACCUGCGCACGGAACAGACAUGAAUCUUUAUCAUAAGAAUUUUUUAUGCUGGAAAUUAUAUCGAAAUAUAUACGACGACGAUGUGUCGGAUCAUCAUUCCCGCUGGCGUAUUCAGAAUAAUUGUUUUCACGGGCACAAGACUGGCCAGCUCUUAAGGAAGAAGCAGGUUGAUGCCAAAGUAAUUUGUACCCUGAGUAGUUUGCUGUGCUGCCGCCUGAGAGAGGGCUACCUGAUCAGAAGAGCCAGCGUGCGAGAUGACGUUCUUGAGAUUAAUUUCGUGCUGUUAUGGAAAACGAACGUCUUCCUGGAGUACUUGGUGACGUGUCCGUGGUCAGCAAAGUCGCUUUCCCUGUCCAACGUGAUACAAUAUACCAUUACCAUAGAAGCACCGUACGAGUUUUUACAUGACAUUACGUGCCUGUCGAAGAAGCCAUUGAACUCGCACUAUCGUCAGGGUGUAAUUUCUCGUUUCUGGACGGCACUGACGUCACUGACCGAAAGCGAUAAUAUGCUGGCGCACUUUAGCUGGUUCCCGGGAUCUGGAUGGACCUGGUACAGUGUACCGGACACCAUUAGAAGCGGGAUGCCAGUGUUCUACUUGUCAUCGUAUCCGUCACCAAGUACAGUUCAACUUAGUGACGCUGCCUGCCCGCAGUUUGGGCAAAUUUGGCAGCCGGUCGUCUCUCUGGAUCCACUUCAGUGGGCGCGUUGGAUGCACACUCAGAGGAUCACACUGAUCCUGGCUUACGAUCGGCCCUUACCGAGGCACUUGCACCAAGCGAAUCAAAGCGGCCGCUUCCAGUGCGUACAGAGCCGGCAAGCGGCGGCUGUGCUGUACGCCAUGCUGAAGAACUGGGCGACCUUCGUGCUGGUCGAGAAUCACACGUACGUCCAGUUCAUAUACAGAGAGACGGAGAAGCCGCCGGUAUCGUUCUCACUGAUACGCAUUAACUGCAAGGCGCUCUGCGUCGUGCUGAAUAUUGCGUUCGCCGGCGGCACCGAGGGCGUCGUGCGUCACAACGUGGUCGUCGACCUUGUCGACAGGUUGUCGAAGCUAUCGUUGCCGAACAGGCCAACGGAGCAACGCGAAACCCCGUGUUGCACGAUAAUACACAAGUCGCUGGAGAGAAUACUCGUGAGGUACGAGCGCAUACCGAACAACCUCAGCAUGGUGGUGUUUCCCGAUGGAACGCAACCGACAUGCACCCGAGCUGCGCUGGGACUGUUGGGCGGCAGCCUGACCACCACGUUGUCCCGGUACUUGUACCACAACCGAUGGCUGUGGCACGUUAAGCGGCCGUUCGUUCAGACCAUCCCGGGGAUUACUUUACCUAGACUAAACAUCACCGCGAUCGCAAGAAUACUCUCCACGAUCACGAGAAUACGUUUGGGGGAGGGUUUCAAUUUUGCAUACUCGACAGCCGGCAUCACGAAUAUGGUGCUGGAGGUGCAGAUGCAGGGCUUCGGUGGCCACGAGAAUUUGUAUCCAUGUAUCAUUCAGUACGUCCUGUUCCCGCCGCACGUUGUACCAAACGCGGCGUUAGAGCGCGACAGCGGCACCGAGGACGAUACAGAAGAAGGUAUUGCCGAGGCGGAAGUAUGGACGGAGGAUUCCGAGGGUUACAGCGAUUUUCAGAUUGUCACGGAGGUUUGGGUGGAGCCCCAGUGUGGUUACGUACAAAUGCCCGCGCAGUCGAUUGCUACGUACAUGCAUCCUCUGCAAUAUCAUAAAUUACCGGACGCAAUCGCCAGAAUAGACGAGGAAUGUAUUAACGCUCUGUUGACCUUAGAAUACUUGAGCCUGUUGAGCCAAGUAACGCCAGUGGAAAAAGAUACUGAAAUCGUGUACGGUCAAGCGCACCAGGGGGUCAGGUAUCAUGGCGUCAUGGGUACGUCCAUGGAUCGUAUCUCCGAGUGUCCAAAUCCAGCCGAGCCUCUCGAAGCAACGCCGAUCAUCGACGAGAGGAUACACCCCAUGUAUUUCUCGUUCGAUACCCUCAGCAUUUUGCCAAAGUGUCAACAGGCAGAACUCUUGUUCUCAAUGUUCGCUGACGAUAUGAUGCACAUCGAUGAGGAUCGGGACAGCGCUAACAAAAUCCUCAUGGGAAAUUUUUUGGAACACAUGAAACAGUUGCAUAACAAGGAGCUGUUGCUCACGUCUGCGGAAUCGCAGAGAUUUACGCGGAUGCUCCUUAACAGACCGCGCGAGAACGGCCCACCAUUACCUUUCUUUAUGCAAGCAGAUAAAAACUAUCAGGACGAUGUGUCGGAUAUUUUUCCCAGAUGGAAGUGCUUCGUUAAGGGAAUUAGUACGACGCACGUUAUCGUCACGAUAUUGCCGGCGACGGAAAAAGACGUUCGGUUGAUAACGUACGCAGGCGGCAAUUGCACGAGUAAUAAUUCCGAGAAGAAUUGCGACUCGGAUAUUUUCGAUCUUGAUAUGAACGAGAAGAUACCGUCUCCGAGCUCGUACACGAAAGAUGCCAAUAUAUAUGAUUUCCUGGCACUGGAACACAGGGAAUCGAAAAUUUCUAGCCAAUCCACUACCGCGAACAGCACGUCGAAGGCUAACGCGGAGCAUAAUUCUGACAAUGAAGGCAGCCUCGUUAUACCUGUAUACGUGUAUGAUUGUUCACUAGCGUUAUUGAUUGACGCGUUGGUCGGCCAAUUGCAAACCCCACAAAAUAGAGAUAUCUAUCAGGAUCACACAUUUAAAAUUGGAGAGCAAAUUUCUGAGGACUUUGUUAGUCUCAAGUCAGAAAGUAACACAAAGCCCUCAUCCCCUGAACCGAAAAGUGAAGAUUCUGAUAAUAUUUCCAGCGAUCAACGAAGUUUGAUGGAACACUGCAAGUUGUUGACCUUGGCACAUUGUCAUUGUUACGUAGUCGCAGUGUACAAAUCGCUUGCGUUGCAACAGUCAUUGGGCUAUGAGGAUAUGGAAGCUGCUGUAGCGCAGUGCGAAGAAAAUUUGAUCGAGAUUAACAUCACAAAUUAUUUGCGAUCUGUGUGCAGACAUUUGAGUAUGUUACCGGAGGGCCAUCUGCUAAGUCAAUUGAAAUUCUCAGCAUGCAACGAUGUUAAACCGUUACACAAUUUGAUUAAGGAUAAAUUUAAGAAGAUCAUGGCAGUGGCAUUUAGGCCCGUCCCCGCGCAUCCAGAAUUCUAUUACUGUUUGCCUUCGUGGAUGUCCGAAAAAAUGGAGGUAGCAUCGCAACGGACAGACAGCGAUGACGAUUUAGAUUUCACGUGUCAUUCGGAAACACCGGCCCCAAAGACAGACGACUCUUCCAAUCAAGUGAGUCAAGCUGUCAAUAUUACGUGGCCAGCGACGAAUCUUCACAGCACUGGGAAACUGUCAUGCUGCAAUUCCAAGAAUUCACUCGUAAGCGACUUCGGGGAGAACACAUGGGACAAGGAUCAGCCGCUCUUCUUGCACCUGAGCUGUUCAAUUCGUUUUCGUUCGGAGUUCUCGAGCAUACCUGUCAAAGUGAUGCCCACCUGUUUCACCGAGAUCGUCCAAAGAAUAAAUGACGGCAAGGAGAGAAAUCUCGCGGAGUUGAAUCUGGACGAUAUAAAAGUCACUCUGGACAUUAUCUGUUUGAGUCUACCGAAGGAGGUGUUGGAGGUGUCACUGGAACGUUAUCCCGCGUUCAGGACAACGUCCUACUGCAGUGCCUCGCCGAUUGGCAGUAUGCCAAGCGGCAGCAGUCCGGACGCGAAUGCGAAGAAUGAAUCGAUGCAGGAGAGAAUACAGCAGCCACCUGAGCAUCAUGCCGUGACCAACCUGAAGGACGAGAUUGAGUGGCUGCUGCGGGAUGAGACCGCGACGGCACUUCUGGACCAUCCUUCGCCGACUGCGGAGACGUUAAGAUUCAUCGCGCAUCACGUAUCGAACUCAAUUGGGAAAUCCAGUUGCUUGAUGGACAAAGUGCCUUUACACUUCGUCUUUUCGUCGGAGAGCAGCGCACCGAAAUUCCUGAAGGAAUUGAAGAAUCUCGAAAUCGAUAAAUAUUGCAUUUGUCAAGAGGCCGACUUGUUUUACUUCGUCAAGAAACCAGAAGCGACGAUAUCAGAUACAGAAUCGAAUGUAUUAUACAUAGACGAAGAGGAACCACAGCCGAGAGAAGAUGAAAGUGUCGAAAAUAUGGAUCAAGACGAAAUAUCGAUUACUGCAAUCCAGAUAAACGGACAGGAUUCUGGAGACGCGCCGGGUUAUUACUCCGAGAUUUCAAGCAUAGCCGAGGGGAAAAACGGUACGGAAGACGGAUACGAAGGGGAUAGCAGUAAUUCGGACGACGAUUAUCAGUGGUUGAUAGAACUCGAUAAGCAGAGAAACCGCUUACCUAAUUUCUGGCUGAUUUUGAACAUCGAAAACGCUCACGUUAACGUUUAUUUUCACUGCAGAUUUUUGGAGCUUUCCUCGCCCGAAGUGGACUGUUACUCGCAAAUACAAAAGAUGCUGCUCGCUCAGAUCAAAGCUAUAUGCCGGCGAGUGAAUCAAUACUUGCUUCUACAAAAUCUUCACGACACUCGCAUAUGCGAUCAGUUGUUAGAGCCCGAGUCCACUGAAGAUUAUAAUACCUGGAGGGGAGAAUCCAACAGCGAAUCCGGGAACAUUUUCCAGAAUCACAGUUCCUCCGCCUCGAAUUUCACACCGGGCAUGUUCAGGUGUCCCGUCAUCUGGGAGGAGCCCUUCAAUCUGCAUCCCCGUUUAAAAACCGGGCCCGGCAGAUCCGGAUUGUCGAGAGGAAUCAAAGCGCUGCACGGCGUGCUCAACAGACUGUCUGUUAACAAUCGGAACAACAUGUUCGUUUAUCAGGAGAACAACGAAAACGUGUUUUAUCUGCGUCUUCACGAGCAAACGAAUGACGGAAAACCCCUUCAGAAUAAACUGUCCGAGAGCGACGAAAAACUGGUAGUUUCGCGCAGUAACAGCGUCGCGUCCCUGUCGCAGGCUAAAAGCAUCGGCCUAACGAACGACCACGCGUCGUCGAACGACACCCGGCCUAGGGUACGUUCGUUCGGCGAAAAGGAAUCGGACAUCUUGAACCGAACUGGCGACUCGAUCAUCUUGAUGGUGCACGGAAUAUCAGAGGCCGGUCCGGAGGUCAAGCGGGACCUGGUACAGGUGCUGCAGAAUCGUCUCGACGACGCGGUGCUGGAGGUACUAUCCGUGAUGCUGUCGCGCAACCCGAUGUGCAAGCUGACGCCGGCGGACGUGCACUUCAUCCAGAAGCCGUACAAGUCGCCCGAAUGCAUAGUGCAGUUGUCCGUGCAGCCGCACUGCCUGCCGUACAUAGACGCUCUAGGAUACUACCUCAGGCAGAACAUCUUGCAGUUCUUGUACACGCCCAAGUACAUGGACGUCGGCGCGCAUUAUCAUUUUCAGGAUUACUCGCCGUUGGACGGCACGAGGAAGAGGGUGUCCGAGUCGGAUAUCUUCCUGUACAAUCAGAGCCACUCGAGUGGCAACAAGGGCAUAGCCUGCAUCGCGUUAGCCAUCACCGACAGCAAAGCAGAGUCCGCGACGUCCUCGGCGGACGAUCACGGUCGCCAAUCGAGCUUUCCCAAGAUACUGAGAGUCGAGAAUUUCGAGAGCAUCGUGUCGACCACUAUUUACGAUCUUAAGAAUGACUCCAACCAAAGCGCGGAAACGUUGAUCGAGUUUCGAAUCUGGAAGCAAGGUAAAGUCAACUUGGAAUCGUUGAUCAUGAAGCUGUCGUCCGCGGUGAAGCACGGCACCUGGGACUUGGUCACGGAGUACAAUCUUCUGGCGACACCAUUGACAGAACCGAUCACUAUCGAUCCUUCGUCAGUGCUUAAAGAAAGCGUAGUGGAGAGCACAGGUACUCAGGUACCCUCGAAGACAUUAUCGCAAUCGCAAAAACUGAGCGAUAAUUCGUCGAUCGAUCAGUACGAGCUCGGCGAGGAGGGAAAGUUGAACGAGAUUUAUCACACUACAUUGGCACAAUGGUUCCAGUUUGCUCUGGAAAUGAGCGUCCCGGCUGUAAAGAAACACGAAGUGAUCAUCCACCAUCGGCAUGCAAUCCCCGUGAUCGUGAGGGAGCUGCAGAACCUCAUGCGUUCCCAGGAUCCGGACACGUCCAGUAGAGUCUUUGUCUUACAGGAUCGGCAACCGUUCCUGAAUCAAUUCGUUGUUUCGCGCAAGGUGGGAUCCGUGCUCAAGUGGUCUGAAAAUGUCCGGAACCUUACCGAUCAGUCAAUGGCGGAGACUUCGGAUCGGGAAGGAGGCAAUUCGCCGGUGUACGUGUCGCAUGAGUUUAACAAAGACGAACAAACAACUUAUACCAAAUGUAUCUUGAUAGCGAGAAAUUUUCAUCAAUGGAAAGCGUCUUUGAGUAAAGAAAUAGACCCGGAACUGCUUGCUCCUAAGGAUCAAAAACAAUUACAAAAAUUCAAUCCUUUGAUAUCGGAGUCGAAUUUUGUGCCUAGACAGAGGAUACUGCUAGCUGAAAUACAAAGCGAUAGUAUAAUUAUUUACAUGUAUAACUGGUCCAAGGAGAGAUCAGAAAAAUUAAUAAAACAAACGACAAAUUUGGGCACGUGGCUCUCGUCCAGAUCGAGCUUGUUCACCAAUAUAAUUAUGCAAAAAUUGGGUAUAUUCCACCAUAAACUAUCCCGGGAACCUCAGCAAAGAGAGCACAACUCGCAAUAUUAUCAGAUCACUGAUAUGGAGAGCCUCACCAAGUUUCCGACUCAGUUGAAUGCCGAUAACAAAGACUGGACGCGGUCGAGCAACCGAAUGCAACAACCGAUGAAGAACAAUGCGUUCUCGUGGAUGCAGGUGGUCGGCCAGGUAAUGCGCGACGCGAAACCAAGCGCUUCGCAUUCCUACAACACGGACGCGAUCGUCAAAGCUGCUCACGAUCUGCAGGACUUACGUCAUCGGGAGAAGAAGAUCAAAGAGGAUGUGGAGAAACUGUACGCGAUGUGGCAAAAUCGCACCUCCAACAUACCGAUAUCGUUGAACGCUCUGAAUACGUUCAAACAGCAUUCUCGCCUGAUACAUUUCUGCCACACGCCUCUACUGUUUUUGCCGGCCUGGCGUCUGCAAUCCGCCGCUACGAGGGAUCACUCGUUGACGUCGCCACAGCCAUUUCACAGCAACGCGAUGCAGCACCAACAAUCGCCGCAGAUAACGCAGACGAGGCUGGAGGCGACCAACGCUAUUAUGAUAAAAUGGCAUCAGGAACUUUGCAAAUCGAUGCUGUCCGAGUACAAGCAGUACUUGCAGAUCUUGGGCUUCAAUCCAAUCCAAGUGGAAUCGCCGCAAAGCAAAACAGACGAGGAGGAGUCUUAUUACCUGAAAAAGUUGAUGCUCGGCGGUGUAUUAUUGUUCGAAAUCCACUUGUCACAACCGUUUUUUAUCGUCAAGCUGCACAUCAUCGAAUGCAAUCGCUUACAGACGAAGACGAGCAGCGGCAUGAUGAACCAGUUCGUGCUAAGUUUCGUGGACGUGUGUGACAAGAUCAAGAUCAACAUGCACCUGCAUUCGUUUACCUACGACUUCCACUUGCGUUGCAUCCAUUCCUACAUUGCCGGAACAGGACUGUGGUCUUUACAACAGGGCUACCACCUCACUCACUUUAUGGACGACUUCAUCAAGUACUACAGCAAGGCACCGAAUUAUGCCAGGAAUCUUAUAUACAGCGAUGUAAUUACGAUACGCAAUAUAGCGACACCCGCGCGUACCCUGUACUCGUACCUGCUCUCGCACGAGAAGGUGUACGGCAUGCGCGUGUUCGUGAUGUCCGGCGAGCUGCAGGAGUCUCACGACAACGAGUACGUCCUGAUCAGGCUGCAGAGCACCCCGCUGGUCAGUUAUUGCGACGCCCACGACACUAGAUACACCGAUGACUUCGACGUCGCGCUGAUCGUGUCGCGCAUGGAGCAGCCACCGCAUCUCGAAAGGACCGAGAUCACCCUGAAGUAUUACCUGAUGCUGACGAGCAAGAGGGAAUUGUAUCCUAAGCGAGAGGUGGAAAACAACAAACUCGGCAAAUUCAGGACUGUGUACAGUGUACAGGGCAAAUCAGCGACCAGCUCGUACACCGAGAGCCCGGUGGAAUCCGGUCCAGCUUCGCCGGUGCUACCGUUCGUGAAGGAUAAUGCCAAAACCGAGCUAUCGGACUCUGACGCGGGACGGGAAAGGAACCUCGAUUCAAUCGACACGACGGCAAAGGAUGCCGACAUUAAAGCGACGAACUGCAACGUCCAAAACAGCAUGGCGCCGACGCCACCGCCCGUUCCAAAUUCCCCGUUGGCGCAGAGUUCCAGCAUUCCGAACGCGACCGUGAACACGUCUUCGUCGUCAUCGUCAUCGUCGCCGUCGCCGUACCUGGUACAGAUACGCCAGGAGUCGGUCAACUAUCUGGGCUACUACUCGUCGCACGAGCAGCUUAUGCAGCAGAUGAUUAUGUCCCAGGCGCAAACUGCACGCCAACACAUCACGAGUAUGGUAGAGCGCGGCGCGUUGCAGUGCCGCACGCACCUGCUCUGGGACAAGCUGCUGGAGAGCAAAUCCUCGAUGACGUACACCGAGUUCAAGGAACUGUGCUCGCUGGCGCACAUCGAACCCCUGCCGAACCUGGAUGUCAGACUCAGUCCGCUCGUCAACCAGCCGGUCUUGUGGUACCAGGCGUUAUCCAAGGUGCUGCAGAACAAGUACCAGGAGCAUCACAAGCAGUUCAUUACCCCGGAUGGGAACGUUACUCAUCAUCUUAUACUGCAUCCGACGCUUCUUCAAGCGUUUAUGAUGCUGACUAUCGAUUUGCACACGUCAAGAGGAGAUUUGUGCGCCGUUUAUCGAAAAUCGACAGAGAUUAACAUGCCGAUGAACAUGGAGGACGUUUACGCUCUAAUCGAGGGUUUCGUGAAUGCCUGUUGCUUCCACUUGUGGAUGGGUCUUUGCAGCCAGUGAUAACAUUCCGAACGUACGAUACGACGGCGCAUUGCCUCUGAAAGCUUCGACUUGUAAUGUACUUAUAGAGAUUUUGAUGCGCGAUGCGAUUCACUCACCGAUCUAGCAAAUUUAUUCUCGUUCGAAUGCGCGGAUCAGCGUAUUCUAGUUGUUAACAUGGAUUAUUACACUUGUAAACGACUUUGUAAAUAUGAAAUAUAUAUUUUCAUGUUACAUACAU